Molecule: messenger RNA, 1281 nt
Organism: Eufriesea mexicana
Lineage: Eukaryota; Metazoa; Arthropoda; Insecta; Hymenoptera; Apidae
Gene: Y-y
Product: yellow-y
Exons: 6
Coding region: 1-1281 (426 amino acids)
Cellular component (GO): extracellular region
Source: RefSeq, a predicted model, not a curated record
AUGUUGCAAGAACUUCUUUUCGUGAGUUUCCUGUACUUCGGAAGGGUUAACGGAAUUCAAAGAUGGGGCUCGCAAUUCGGUCAAGCUCCUCUGUUGGAAAGAUUUUUCUGGAGGUCAUUGGACUUUGCCUAUCCAGAUGAAACGAGCAGAACAGUGGCGAUGAUGAAAGGGGAAUUUGUCCCAGAGAAUGCCCUACCUGUUGGUAUAGAGAUUUGGAGAAAUAAGCUGUUCGUCACCGUACCAAGAUGGCGGAAUGGAAUUCCCGCUACUUUAAAUUAUAUAUCACUCGACACAAACCGAGGUGGUUCCCCGAAACUCACCCCUUAUCCUAAUUGGGCACAGAAUAAAGCUGGAGCCUGUGGUAGCGCCAUUACUACUGCUUAUAGAAUACACGCAGAUGUUUGCGACAGACUUUGGGUGUUGGAUACUGGUACAAUAGGUACUGGUAACACAACGGUACAAGCAUGUCCAUACACCCUGAAUGUUUUUGAUUUAACGACGGAUAAAAUUGUAAGGCAAUACAGAUUGAGAACUGAAGAUAUAAAUAUGAACACCUUCAUUGCCAACAUCGCUGUCGAUUUGGGAAAAGGUGGCUGCGACGACGCUUUCGCCUACAUGUCUGACGAAUUAGGCUACGGGCUGAUAGUAUACUCAUGGGAACAAAAUAAAUCCUGGCGACUCACACACAGCUAUUUCAUGCCUGAUCCAUUGGCCGGAGAUUAUAAUAUCGGUGGUCUGAAUUUCCAAUGGGGCGAGGAAGGGAUUUUUGGCAUGAGUUUGUCACCAAUCGCCUCGAACGGAUUUAGGACUCUGUUUUUCCAUCCUCUCAGCAGCAGAAGAGAAUUCGCGGUUUCGACGAAGAUUCUACGCGACGAAACUUUGUCGCAAAAUAGCUAUCACGAAUUUCAGGUUCUUCCGGAAAGAGGACAACUUGGACACUGCACUUCUGCCAUUAUGGAUGAAAAUGGGAUGCAAUUUUUCAAUUUAAUUGAUCAAAACGCAGUAGGUUGUUGGAACUCCGUCUUACCAUAUUCACCUGAAAAUCAUGCAGUGCUUGUCAGACAUGACGAAGCUAUGAUAUUCCCAGCAGAUGUUAAGGUGAAUCGUGGUAUGUUAUGGAUUAUAUCAGACAAAAUGCCAGUGUUCUUGCUGUCAACUCUGAACUAUACCGACGUGAACUUUAGAAUAUUAACAGUGUCAGUUCGAGAUGCGAUUGCAGGUACUGUUUGCGAUAGCUCGCCGUGGGGAUUCGCUGGAAAUUCCCUUUGGUGGGAAUCAUGA